This is a messenger RNA of Hippopotamus amphibius kiboko, 1550 nucleotides long. It is a transcript of the gene RBMXL2, whose product is annotated as RBMX like 2. Gene Ontology annotation, molecular function: RNA binding. The record is from RefSeq and is a predicted model, not a curated record. NCBI's taxonomy places the organism in Eukaryota, Metazoa, Chordata, Mammalia, Artiodactyla, Hippopotamidae. Gene Ontology annotation, cellular component: spliceosomal complex. The transcript has a single exon. Gene Ontology annotation, biological process: positive regulation of mRNA splicing, via spliceosome. The coding region runs from base 129 to 1307 and encodes 392 amino acids.
GGUUCCGGGGGGCUCCGCGACGACGCGCCGCCCGACCGGUAGGAGCCGCCCUCGGCCAGCGGGCUCGCAGGCCACGACCCGUGCCGCGCCUUCGCCCCUCAGCGCCACAGACCACCCGACCGGCAGACAUGGUGGAGGCAGAUCGCCCGGGGAAGCUCUUCGUUGGCGGGCUCACCCUCGAAACCGACGAGAAAGCCCUCGAGGCCGCGUUUGGCAAGUAUGGCCGCAUCGACGAGGUGCUCUUGAUGAAAGAUCGAGAAACCAACAAGUCCAGGGGCUUCGCGUUCAUCACCUUCGAAAGCCCGGCAGACGCCAAGGCCGCCGCCAGAGACAUGAACGGCAAGUCCCUGGAUGGUAAGGCCAUCAAGGUGGCCCAGGCCACCAAGCCGGCGUUCGAGAGCGGCCGGCGGGGCCCGCCGCCGUCCCGCAGCCGCGGCCGCCCGAGGGGCCUGCGCGGGGCCCGCAGCGGCGGCCCGCGGCACCCCCCGUCCAGGGGCGGCCCGGAGGAUGACGGCGGCUACGCGGGCGACUUCGACCUGCGGCCCUCCCGGGCCCUGCUGCCCAUGAAGCGCGGGCCGCCGCCGCGCAGGGCCUGGCCGCCCCCGAAGAGGGCCGCGCCGUCGGGCCCGGCUCGCAGCGGCGGCGGUGGAAUGCGCGGGCGGGCCCCGGCCGCGCGGGGGCGAGACGGCUAUGCGGGCCCGCCGCGCCGGGAGCCGCCGUCCCCGCGCCGGGACCCCUACCUGGGCCCCCGGGAGGAGGGCUACUCGCCCCGAGACAGCUACUCGAGCCGCGACUAUCCGGGCGCCCGCGACCCCCGGGAUUUUGCUCCCUCGCCCAGGGAGUACGCCUACCGCGACUACGGCCACUCCAGCGCCCGGGACGACUGUCCAUCGAGAGGCUACGGCGACCGAGACGGCUACGGGGGGCGCGACCGCGACUACGCGGGUCACCCGAGCGGAGGCUCCUACCGCGACCUCUUCGAGAGCUACGCGGACCCGCGCAGCGCCGCCCCCGCACGGGGGCCCCCGCCAUCUUACAGCGGCGGCGGCCGCUACGACGACGAGUACCGCGGCUGCUCGCCCGACGGCUAUGGCGGCGGCCGCGACGGUUACGGCGGCGGCCGGAGCGAGCGCUACUCGAGAGGCCGCGACCGGGUGGGCAGAGCGGAUCGCGGGCUGCCGCCGUCCGUGGAGAGGGGGUGUCCGCCCCCGCGCGAGUCUUACGGCGGGUCGGGCCGCAGGGUCCCCCGAGGCGGAGGCCGCCUGGGAAGCCGCGCGGAGAGAGGGGGAGGCCGCAGCAGAUACUAAGCACCAAGAGACUUGGGACCAAAAUCCGCUCUCAGAGAAGCUAUGGAGAAGCAGAGCCUGUUCUACGUAACUACCCAAGGACUAGUGCAAGGAAGAGUUGUGUUUACCUUUUAAGAAUUUCCUGUUGACUUCCUCUCCAUAAUUUUCGUGUGUGUGUGUGUGCUUUUGAGAGGAAAAAGUUAAAACUCGUUUUGAUUUCGUUUUGGAAUUGUUAACGUUUCUUUCAACAAGCUCAUUUAAAAG